CUAAGAUCAGGGCAAUCUCAAUACGCAUGCUCGGUUGUGCUAAAUCGGUAGGUUAGCAGGAAGCUCCUCAUUUGAAUACAACGAACAAGGUGUGAUGGAGAGGUGACGUGGGUCUGGAAAGAGAGGCCAAGCCAGGCGCCGACACCAUGACGGAGUGCUUCCUUCCCCCCGGCAACAGUCCUAGCGAGCAGCGGCGCUCCGACCCCGGCGGGAGCAUGGCGCGGACGCCCAGCUCCGAGGAGAUCAGCCCCACCAAGUUCCCAGGCCUGUACCGCGGCGGCGAGCCCUCUGCGCCCCACGACGGCCACCACGAGCCGGCCGACGCCGUCUCCGACGAGGAGAAGGAGCACGGCAAGAAGAAGAACAAGUUCAAGAAGAAGGAGAAAAGAACCGAGGGCUACGCCGCCUUCCAGGAGGACAGCUCGGCCGAGGAGCCCGAGAGCCCGUCCAAGAUGAAGCGGUCUAAGGGCAUCCACGUCUUCAAGAAGCCCAGCUUCUCCAAGAAGAAGGAGAAGGACUUCAAGGUGAAGGAGAAGCCCCGGGAGGACAAGGACAAGGCCAAGGAGAAGAAGUCCAAAGAGCUGACGGCAGCCGACGUGGUCAAGCACUGGAAGGAGAAGAAGAAGAAGAAGAAACCCCCCGCUGAUCCGGAACCUUCCGCCCCUGAGCCACCCGCUGUGAGGCCCAUCUUCGGCGUGCCGCUGGCCGAGGCGGUGAAGAGGACGGCACUCUACGACGGGAUCCAGCUGCCCGCCGUCUUCCGGGAGUGCGUGGACUACAUCGAGAGCUACGGCAUGAAGUGCGAGGGCAUCUACCGCGUCUCAGGGAUGAAGCUGAAGGUGGACGAGCUGAAGGCGGCCUACGACCGCGAGGAGUGCCCGUGCCUGGAGGACUACGACCCGCACACGGUGGCCAGCCUGCUGAAGCAGUACCUGCGGGAGCUGCCCGAGACGCUGGUGCCGCGCGAGCUGGCGGCUCGCUUCGAGGACGCCUGCGGCUGCCCCGCCGACCCCGACCGGCUGCAGGAGUUCCGGAAGCUUCUGGCGGAAAUGGCACCCUGCAGCCGCCUGCUGCUGGCCUGGCUCGUCACCCACAUGGACCACGUCAUCGCCCAGGAGGCCGACACCAAGAUGAACAUCCAGAACGUGUCCAUCGUCCUCAACCCCACCGUGCAGAUCGGGAACCGGGUUCUGUACGUUUUCUUCACCCAAGUGAAGGAGCUGUUUGGUGACAUCACCCUGAAGCGUGUGGUGCAGCCCCUCCGCUGGUCCAACAUGGCCGCCAUGCCCCAGCUGCCCGACACCGCGGAGAGCAUCAAGGAGGAGAUCCGCAGACAGGAGUUCCUGUUGAACAGCCUGCACCACGACCUGCAGGCUGGGGUGAAGGACCUGUCCAAAGAGGAGCGCUUGUGGGAGGUGCAGCGCAUCCUGACGGCCCUCAAGAGAAAGCUGCGUGAGGCCAAGCGGCAGGAGUGCGAAACCAAGAUUGCACAGGAGAUCGCCAGCCUUUCCAAGGAAGACGUGUCCAAGGAGGAGAUGACGGAGAACGAGGAGGAGGUGCUCAACAUCCUUCUGGCCCAGGAGAAUGAGGUCCUGACAGAGCAGGAGGAGCUGCUGUCCCUGGAGCAGGUCCUACGGCGGCAGAUCGCCACAGAGAAGGAAGAGAUCGAGAGGCUAAGGGCCGAGAUCGCAGACAUACAAAGCCGGCAGCAGGGCCGCAGCGAGACCGAGGAGUACUCCUCGGACAGCGAGAGCGAGAGCGAGGAUGAGGAGGAGCUGCAGGUCAUCCUGGAGGACCUGCGCAGGCAGAACGAGGAGCUGGAGAUAAAGAACACGCACCUGAACCAGGCCAUCCACGAGGAGCAGGAGGCCAUCAUGGAGCUGCGGGUGCAGCUUCGCCUCCAGCAGGGCGAGAAGCUUCAGCCGGAGCAGCCCCCUCAGACCAGCCCCGAGGCCCGGGCUGACUCCCAGCCCCCGGCCCCUGCCGCCCCCAGGGACCCUGCCGACCCCACCGCCACGGAGGGCAAAGCCAGCAAGGAGCCCCUCAAGACCUCCCCCAGCAAGGACGGCCGGGAGGUGAACCCAUGAGCUUUCCCUCUGCCACCAUCAUCAUCAUCCGCAUGGCUACCUGACUCUGGCAUGAUGUAGCGCUGGUUCAGGAGAGGAAAGGACCCCGCCGUUGCAGCCAAGAGGGUCAGGCACCGUCAGUCAAACCAACUGAAUCUAAUUUUCAUAGUCACUGAUUGCAAACUUAGUGCAUGCAUUGACAUCCCUGGUGUAAAAUACAGCUGUGACCAGCUCAGAAUGCCAGCCACCAGCUGUUUCAAAACAUAGCAUGAGCUGGUCAAACUGGUCAACCAGUUAGCAGCUGUUUCAAAACCUAGCUUGAGCUGUUAUUUUCAGCAGGGAUGCAGAACCAAGAGAUUUGUAAAUUAAAUGUUAUUUAUCAUUCACAGGCCAGGCAGAGGCUUUGUGUAACCCUGGUCAAGUCGCUGCAUUAGGUUGUGCAAGAUUGGCUACAGGCUGCAAGGCCGGUGUUAAUUUUUCACCCCCUUUUACCUUAUUUUCUUUUCCUUGCCCCUUUUCCUAAUUCUAGCUCCAUCCAGAGACUAGAAAAAGAGGCAAGAAAAAAAAAAAGUGACGACAGGAAAAAGUUGGGGCGAAUGGAAUGUCCUUGCUCCUUUUACCAUCAGUUCGAAGCCACGUCAGUUACAGACGUGACAGAUGGGAAGAGGUGGACCCACAGGUCAAUCAUUUACACAUUCACGCUUUCUGAAAAAAAUGAUUGGAAGGUCUUUAAGAUGGCAGACCUCUGGGUCUUGACCAGGGGAGUGGUGUCCCACGUUUGCAAUUAGGUUCAUCGGUCAUACCAAAGGGUAUAGCACAACAACAAAUUGGUCACUUAAGAAGGGUGGUAUAGUGUCCUAAAACUGUUAUUUUCAAGAAACUAAAUUAUUCUAAUUUGUCGUGAGCCAUUUUGAUUGGAUUGAAUUUCUAAAUGUUAUCUUAGACCUUUGUGGCCAGCUAUAGAUCUUCAAAAUUUUCACAUUGAUGAGAGUAUAUGUAGUGACUGACUGACGGUUUUGGGGUCAGGAUAUUAUGGCCCAUGUUAAUUCUAUACAGGUCCAAAACCACUACGCUGCAAUGGGUGCAGUACUGCCCAUGCAACAGAAGAGAAUUCCAUUUCAGAGACCAGGAGGACAAAAGCCUGGUUAGUAUUCCAAUGUGGAGUGACCAGCCAUGAUUACUAUACUGGUCUAACCAUGAAAAUGAAAGGUGGCAUCUUGUGUGGUCAUGUGUAUUGUAGUAGGCAUGUUCCACAUGCGAGCAGACUGUAAUGGCAGCUAGAGGAACAAUGCACUCCCUACUACUGUAAGAAAAGUAUUUGUUUGGAGGGACCUUAAUCUUGCUGUUGACCUCCAGGUUAUUUUAAUUCAACAAAUUUUGAAUUAAUCCUCUUCAAAGAUCAUUUCAGUUUAGCGGUUUUGUUUUUUGUUUUGAAGAAUCCUUUUUUCCAAACUGCAUUCAUGAUGGAUUUGAUAGGUCCAGCAAGGCUUGGUGGCAAGUCUGUGAAACCUUUUGACCAUGUUGAAAUUAUUGUGGAUAAGCUACAGUGAGAAUUGCAGGCAUCUAAGGUUGAUCCUAAAAGUGCCUUCAUCAGUAAUUCCCAUUGUAACUUCACAUUUAUGUGAAGGUACAAAGUAAUGAAGCUUGGUUCUAGUUAGGUCCUCAGUUUAAUUCCGAUCCUCUUUGAUGCUCAGGAAAGUUUGGUUUUGUAAUGUUGCAGCUGAUCUAACCUUCAUGAAUGCUUUUUCUUGCAUUUUUCAGCUAAUAUUCUUGAAAAAAAACAGACAGAAGAUUGUGCUCAUGAACAUAAUUCCAGCCUGACAAAUCAUGUUCAAAGCUUAUUUUACGGUCAUUAAAUGAGCACUAUUUAUAGAAAUGUAUACGUGUAAGAGUUGGUCUGAUUUUUUCAUACGGUUUGAAUUUUUGUAAUAGCCUUACUCAUAACCUUGGCCUGUGGCAGAGUGAUACCAUAAAGAAUAAAAGCCAUCUGGUCUA
Messenger RNA from Conger conger (European conger), 4061 nucleotides. Its product is annotated as ralA-binding protein 1-like. Gene Ontology annotation, cellular component: membrane. The transcript is spliced from 10 exons. Gene Ontology annotation, biological process: positive regulation of GTPase activity; endocytosis; small GTPase-mediated signal transduction. Gene Ontology annotation, molecular function: small GTPase binding; GTPase activator activity. The record is from RefSeq and is a predicted model, not a curated record. Lineage: Eukaryota; Metazoa; Chordata; Actinopteri; Anguilliformes; Congridae. The coding region runs from base 147 to 2087 and encodes 646 amino acids.